Messenger RNA from Odobenus rosmarus divergens (Pacific walrus), 1137 nucleotides. It is a transcript of the gene FAM53A, whose product is annotated as family with sequence similarity 53, member A. Lineage: Eukaryota; Metazoa; Chordata; Mammalia; Carnivora; Odobenidae. The record is from RefSeq and is a predicted model, not a curated record. Gene Ontology annotation, cellular component: nucleus. The transcript is spliced from 4 exons. Gene Ontology annotation, biological process: protein import into nucleus. Bases 1 to 1137 code for a protein of 378 amino acids.
AUGGUCACACUCAUCACUGAGAAGCUGCAGAACCAGAGCCUGGAUGACCUUGCCCGCAAGAGCUACGAUGCUGGCCCGCGUUCUGCUGGGACACUGAGCAACAGGGGUCAUUUGUUCCCUUUUGAGAGCAACGAAGACAGGCGCCCCUGGAAGGUCUUAAGUGGAGGAUGGCCCGUCGGGAGUCAGACGGCCACGGGCACACGUGGCCCAGACACAGGCCUGGGUGCCGUGAGCGCCACAGACCUCAGGGAGAGCACAGGGCCCCCCUCGGCACCACCUACCAAGCGCCACUGCCGCUCCCUGUCGGAGCCGGAUGAACUGGCACGCUGCCGCUCCCCCUGGCGCCCUGGCGGCUCCAAGGUCUGGACGCCGGUGUCCAAGAGGCGGUGCCACAGCGGCGGGCGCGCCACGCUGCGGGAAAGCCUCGCUGCCAGCCUGCUCGGGAGCGCCACACUGCUGGGCCGUACCGCCCCGGUGGCCGGCCCCACUUCGCCCCCUGUGCCCCGGCCGCCUUCAGCCGGCGGCGGCUGCCUGGACGGCAGUGAGGGUGGCCCGGGCCCACCCUGGCGACCCACAGGGCCCUGCGCUCUGUCCUGCAGGCGCCGCCUGUCCCUGUCACAGGAGCACCUGGUGGAAGUGGGCACACCCCCGCCCUCUGCCGGCAGCAGCCCCUCAUCCACGCCUGAACUGGGCCGGCGGCUGGGCCUGCUCCGGUGCCGCUCACAGCCUUGUGUGCUGGUCGGGAGGAAGUGUCGGCGCAAGCGCAGGCGUGAGGAGAGCGCCUGCUGGCCGCGCCCGUCCUUGGACUUUCUGAAAAUGACACGGACUUUAAAAAAUUCAAAAAGCCUUUGUUCCCUUGAUUAUGAAGACGAAGAGGAGGAUGACAGCCAAGUGAAGCUGGCCCCGUAUGCCCCACGCGGCCCCACGGGCAUCAUCACGCCCGGCUCCAGACCACUGGGCGUGUGCCCCAGCCCCUGCUGCACCGGCCCUGGCCCGUGGGCCUCUUGGGAGCCCAUGGCCGCUGAGGGCGAGGGCGGGAGCGGCGGCGACCCCAGUGACUGGGAGAGCGCUGGGGAGGAGGGGGCCUUCCCUCCCGGCCGCGGCGAGCUGGACCUGGGGCAGAUCGAGAGCAACUGA